AGGAAUUUAAUGAGCGAAGAAAUUUUGUGGAAAAUGCCCGCAAUUCUCAACCACUCAAGUUAUUUUCUGUCAUCCGACGGUCGAAAGGAGGACUGGGACCUGUACGCAUAAGUCUCGCGCAAGUUGGCUAACUGCGACUGUGUGUCCGUUUACAUUCCGUAGUCCGUAGCAGUGCAUUUGAGGAUCGAGAGGGGUACGACCGUCAGGGAAGUUGCGUUGGUAGUUAAGCGCUAGUGAAGUUUAUGUGUUCAUGGGCAGCUACAAAUAAUGUAUUUGGGGGAGGGAAAAGAGCAGAAGUGUUGAGGGGUUGGAGAUGUCGGGGACUGGAGGAGGGUUUGGUGGUCCGAUACAGGUGUGGGAUACAGUGCAGAGCUGGUUUACCCCAACUGUGCUGUUCGUGCUGCUCAACAUUGUGAUCGGCACCAUUGCAGUCAGUUCUCGUAUGCUUGGGAACAGUAACAACAAUGAGAAUCCCAAUGGCCUCAGAAGGGCUCCUUCACUGCUCGCUAGGUUUUCCUCCAUGACUUUCAAUAAGAUGGUAAAUGAUCAGGCUGAGGUUCAUACAUGGAUCGAGCCGCAGGAAGCAGUUGUAGAGGACAAUGUGGUGGUCAGAGAAGAGGAAAAGCCAGUGAUUGAGCAGAAGAAAAGGCCGAGCAGGGCAGCUCAGGGCAGGGGCAGGGGAGGAGCUUCUUCUGGGUUGUCGCAGAGAACAGGGAAUGUGAAGAAUGGGCUCGCACGGAGCAAAUCGGAUGCGGCGCCUCUCAUAGAUCUGCACCCGCCUCCCCCUCCUUUGCCUGGGACGAUUAGGAAAUCUGAGACUUUCGAGCUCAACAGUAGCCAGGCAAAGGCUGUGGUUGCAGGGAAACCUCCGAUUUCUACACUUGCUACGGAUUUUCAGGAAGUGUCGGGCACUGAUGGGGCGUCUACUGAUGGAGUAGAUGCAAAGGCGGAUGAUUUCAUUAACAAGUUCAAGCAGCAGCUCAAGUUGCAGCGCCUUGAGUCCCUCAUGCGUUACAAGGAUACUCUGAACAAAAAGAUGUAGAAAUUUGGGUCCAUUGAGUGAUGUCUUUUUUAAACUCCUUUCUAUGUAUCUUUAGCGAAUGUUUUGGGCAUCUUUGUUCAGAAAACGCUGUAUUUAUUGGCUUCGAAAUCUUAAUUUGAUGAAUGGUUUUUCAGUA
This is a messenger RNA of Cryptomeria japonica (Japanese cedar), 1178 nucleotides long. RefSeq names its product pathogen-associated molecular patterns-induced protein A70. Bases 314 to 1042 code for a protein of 242 amino acids. Lineage: Eukaryota; Viridiplantae; Streptophyta; Pinopsida; Cupressales; Cupressaceae. The transcript has a single exon. The record is from RefSeq and is a predicted model, not a curated record.